Molecule: messenger RNA, 378 nt
Organism: Leptosia nina
Lineage: Eukaryota; Metazoa; Arthropoda; Insecta; Lepidoptera; Pieridae
Source: the annotation of a GenBank genome assembly
AUGUUGGUGGGUACGAAUCUGUGCGCGCCCAUCAUGUUUCCGAGUUUCGUGCAAAGCCCGCUGGUGAAGACGGUCAGUCCUACACACGAGCCGGUGCGGAUGGUGACUUCUAUGCCCUCGACUCCGGUCCACGGACCUGGGGAUAGGAGCGCCUCCCCCCUCACCCCCGCGGAGCGUACGGGCGCUCCCCCGGGCGCGGGAAGGGACGCCGUGAAGCUGUUCAUUGGCCAGAUACCUCGGCACCUUGAGGAGAAGGAUCUGCGCCCGAUGUUUGAGGAAUUCGGCAAGAUCUACGAAUUGACUGUGUUGAAAGACAAACACACUGGCAUGCAUAAGGCGAGAAGCCCCGAUUGUUUGCCAGAGCGGGUCGAGAACUGA